AUGCCACAGAAGGGUUGUGGGCCUAACAAUGAUGUCGCAGAGGCAGUAUUUGCCAAUCUGUCUGCAGCUUCAUUUCCUUUAAUGCCUGAGUGUCCUGGCACCCAGCAAAGCGUAAAGUUAUUUCUCCUACCCAACUCAGACACAGAAGCAAGACAAUCCCACACGAACCUGGAGUUGAAUUCUUUUCGACGGUUGAUGUCCUACCAGGUUGCGGUAGAAUACUCUUACAGCGGUAACACUGCAAGAAACAAAGAAAAGACGAAGAAAAUUGCAUUUUUUAAAACAAAUGCCUGCAAAAUCGGACACGAAGCUGUAAAAAGAGUAAACCCAGUGGCAACUGAGGAAGUAGUGAAGACCUGGAUGGGAAAGUGGCUGCAACAAGCAAAAUACAGACUAGAUCGAAAAUCUUCUGAAGCAGGCGGAGGAGUUGAAGUUGGAGAAGAAAUUGAAGAAGAGGAAGUAAAAUAAAUAAUGGAAAUUGUAUUUACUAUACAUAGUAAUAAAUUAUCUUGAAACGUGAAUGCCUUGU
This is a messenger RNA of Macrosteles quadrilineatus (aster leafhopper), 529 nucleotides long. RefSeq lists its product as uncharacterized. Lineage: Eukaryota; Metazoa; Arthropoda; Insecta; Hemiptera; Cicadellidae. The record is from RefSeq and is a predicted model, not a curated record. The transcript is spliced from 4 exons. Bases 1 to 468 code for a protein of 155 amino acids.